AUGUCUACCGAGCACCAACUCCGUGUACACUUCUUCUCGAUUUUCUUCACGUUUGCUCUCAUUUACCAAGAAAUUGAAGGUAUGAACGAUAGCGAAAUUGAUGUUUUUAUGUUAUUGAAGAACUGUUUUAUACAUACAUGCUGGUAAAAUUUUGAUUUAAUGCUAAAGAACUGUGAGUUACAAGAAGGCUUUGAUUUCACGAAGGAAGAAGCAUUGUUCACAAGUAGUUACUUUUUUAUUAAGCCAGUAUCUUUAUGGUCAAAACAUGUCGAAUAGUCGCACAGUGGCACUUAAUAGUUUGUUCUUAUUUCCACCACAGGACUCAGCUUCAAAGCAGGAAAAUUCAAUGUGACCACAACUUUGAGUCUGUUUGCCUGUAAGAAUGUUUCUUUUGAGGAGCCUUUUCACAGUGGACAAGAAAUUAAAAUCUUCAUUUCUAAAAGCCAUGCAACGGAAGGUUCUACUCGAGCUCGUGGAAAUGGUGCAGCAAUUUGGGUGGAAUCUGUGAAUAACAAGGCAUUUACUGCCUGUGUUUUGGAGUACGGAGAUGGCUCAAGUGGCGCUUCGCAAGUGAACUGGAUGGCGCUGCAAUCUGUACCUGCUGGCGCUCAACUAGGCACAGCUUCUUUAAACGCCUGGACUACUGGAACAAAGUGUAAAAGAAUCGCUUUUGAAAAGGUUUGAUUAGUUCAGUUUUUCAUCUUUUUUUGAAAUUUCAUUUUUUUUGUCGCCUACAAAAAAAACCCUUCAGCCUUUCACUUUAUACUCGUUAUUUCAUAUGUUCACUCAUAAAAGGUGCCCAAGUUUCACGAGUGCCCAAGAGUCAUGCCCAAGUUUCAGCGUGUUUGACAACGUUGAUGUUGUUGCUAUGCAGGUGGUGUGACGUGUUUUCUUACUAUUACCUGUUAUGUCAUAUUUUUUGAAGAGAUGAAAAGUUUGAUUGAUAGACUGGGAUAAACUCAACAAAAUAAUGUUAUUUUUAUCAGUUACCGUGACGUCAUUAAUGUGGCGGCUAUAUUGGCUGCCAUCUUGAAUUUUAUUUAAAAUUCGUUUUUCGCUAAAAUUUGUCUUAAUGACAUUAAAUUUGAGAAUUAAGUUUGAAGUAUGCUAUAAUCAAAUAUUUUUCUUUUUUUGGAACUAUGCUAUGUGUAAUUUUUUAUAAAGAAAGUAACGAGCAUUUUUUCUUAGAAGUGGCUAGCCUUAUGCUAUUUAUGACGUCAUAUCUUGCUACCAUAGCAAUCUUCCAUGACCAAAUUUGAACGGAAUUUGCACUAGGAAUAAAAUGAGCAGUUGCUAAAAAGAAAACGCCUUGGCUGAAAAUUCGUUUUUGAAAAUAUUGGGCAAAACCUGUGCGCUUCUACCAAUUCAAUUGAUGUCAAAUUUCAAGUUCUAAAUCUUCAAUCUCUUUCUUGUUCUUAAUUUGUUUUGACAGGGAAGAACAAAUUAAGAACAAGAAGGAGAUUAGAAUAAAGAAAAAGAAAUAGAGGAGAAAAGAUAGGGCUUUAAAGACCAGAAAGCCGAGUAAACUGAAGCAGCUAAAGAAGAAAAUAUAUAGAAAAUUGGAUCAAGAAAAUAAAACAACUUUUGAGAAACAACUGGGUCAAGUAAAUAUAUUAUUGGAACUUCUAACGGUAUUUAGUCUUGUAUACCCUGAAGAAGGCAGCAUUGCCGAAACGUCGGUUAAGAUUCUUAUAAUAACAGCGUCAUUUUCACAAUUUUUAAAUUUACAUUAGUUACUACGCUGCGCAGGUUUUUCAAUUUUUAUUUACACAAGUAAAUAUAUUACUUAAAGUAACAGACUAAUAAAAAGAUGAGAAAUAAAUCAAGAGUUGAAGAAACUGAAAAAAAGAGCAGUGAACUUAUAGUUUAUGUCCGAGUUAAAAAAACUUGCAGGUAGAUUUAUUUACAAAGGAUGCUGGGGAAAAAAAGGAAGGAAGUAAUAGAAGGGUUUAAAAAAGUAAAAAAACAAAAAACACUGAAACUAAUUUUGGUUUGGUUUUCUUGAUUGUUUUGUUGGUUUUUUGUCUGUUUUCCUGAUUUUCGUAUCUUGCCUCUUUCUGACUACUAAACAUGGCCAAAGAAAAAUGAUUACAAAAAAAUUCAACUUUCAUUUGUAAAAUCCUAAGAAAUAUUUGAUUAAUCUAUACAAGACUCUCAUAAAAAAGUUCCUUUGAAAUAGCGACACUUCAGUGCUUCGUCCACAAAUUUAAGAGUUAGAGUAUGAAAAUAUCACGCCAUAAUGUGGUCUAGGAAUAAAGGGGUUAAUUGUUUUUUUAAAUGUUUAUUUCAUUUAACACUCUGCCCUCGAUCAGCAACAGUACUGCUUUCCAUGGUAGAACUUAUAGUUUCUCUCCUUUGUCAUCUUUGUUCCUUGAAAAUAUUUUAUGGAUAAUAUCAUUUGUUCAUAUUUUUCCUCUUUCAGCUUUUCCAGGCUCUUCCAAAUAUCUUCGUCACUGUUCGUCACCAGGUUCUUAAAAGACCUCAAGACGCUUUGGCCCUGUGGGUAGAUGACUUGCGCAAGGACAGUUUUAAACUCUGCGCCAGAGAAAUUAAGAGCUUUGAUGGAAUUCACAAAAAUAUCAACGUCGUAAGUAAUAAUCCAGAUAAUUGCUUUCUUCGAAAACUAAUUGUUUUGUUAGUAGUGGGGUCUUUUGGAACUAAGUAGAAUUGCGUGAACUCUUAACCACAGAACGAAUUUUAUGCACUGUUAUGUUGGUAUUUUCAUUAACACCAAUAUAGAUUGUUUUUCGUACAAGAAAGUAGGCAAAACUCUACAAUAGCUUAUUCAAAAUUGCCACGGCUCAGUAUCGUCAUACCUUGUAAUCGUAGCAACUUUUUGCUACAAAAUUUGUAAAAAUGUGCCUGAGGAGGAAAUGAACGUUUAAUAAAAACGUUGAUGCUCGAUUAUUUUUCUAUCUCAUCAAUCCCCCACCCUCCUUCUUAUGCAUUUGAGAGCAAAGCAAAUAUUAAAUAUGUGGCGUUGUUGGGUACCCUUGCUUUGCUUUCUUCUUGGUGUGAAAGCGUAAUGACAUUAAGAACAAGUGUUACAUUUAUAGGCUCAAAAAUUCUUGCUUCAUAUCUUUACCUCUUCCCUGCAGGAUUGGAUGGCUUUUACCAAAUUGAAGACUGACAAUUUCACCUUGACUGAUAGUCUCCUGUUUACAAACAACAACUCACCAUCAAACAAACAGGACAACAACGCUAUUUGCCAGGUAGUGCCAUUUGACUCGUGUUUUAAGGCUUGCCUCAAAAAUUUUGUGGGCUUUAAUUUCAAGUAGAAACAUUUCUCUCAUCUUCACUUGGUAAGCAGUUUCCUAUCCAGGCUUGAUUCUAUUUGAUUCGGUUUUUCAUUGUCUGUCUAAGUCACGUGACCGGCAUUGGCCUUGUAACGGUCAAAAUGUUUCACCGAAAAUGGGGAAUACUUAGUCAAACUGUAUUCUCCUUAUUUUAUCGUUUUUCUAAGGCUUCUAGCCUGAGCUUUAGAGUGCCAGCCUUUAAUUAUGUCCACGUAAGUUUUGUCGGAAACCGUCAAUUAAGGGCCAGCUCACGUGAUUUAACAAACAUACUAGAAACUGAUAAGGUAUAGAAUGAAUACCGUCUUAAAAGGUAGAAUCGUGUUAACAACCAUCUUUAGACCAUUUUGACGUCUAAAAUUUUGGAAUGUUUGAUAUGCAAAUGUAUCCAAUUUAAAGAAACGUUUUGUGACGUCAUCAGGAGCGGAAAAUCACCUGACGCUAUAUAACACUUCUGUACGAUCAAACAAGUCAAAUGUUAAUUCUUCAAGUUUCACAACUGAAACAAACUUAUUCUUAUUCUGCAAACGUGAUUUCUUAAAACUCUACUGGGGGUCCUCUAUAUUAACAAAUCCAAGCCUUGAUGCACUCGAGUCUGGCGUUCAGCAUUGAACACUCCCGUUUUUUUCUUUCCUCUACUUGUUUCUGUUAUUCCAAUUAUAGCUCACUAGAUAAUAUCUUUGUAAAUAUUGUAUCCUUUCAAAAGAAAAAGUUCCAUUUUCCACCUGUAUUUAGUUGAUAUGAGGAAUGAGAAAAUGGAUGUGAAGAUAGUUUUUCUUGGAAAGUGAUUACCUAUUUCUUGUGCUAUUUUCUUUUUUGUUCUUGGUUUCAGAAAGUCAAGUUCCAGGAUGUUUUUUACGCCCCUCCGGUUGUAAUGGUGUCUCCAAGACUUGGUUACAAUAACAACAAAUCACGUUUCUCAGGAUCUGUACCAUGUAACUUAGUUACUGCCUGGGUUGAGGUUAGAAACAUAUAGUCUGCCUAUUCUUCCUGUGGUUCUAAUAGGGAGAAUUUGUUUAAAAGUAAAGAAAUGUUGUUUUUACCGUUGUCCUUAUACUCACGUUAGAAACUUGGAUUUUUCCAACGACGUGUAGCGGGGUACAUAAAGCGAAUGAAGGCUAUUUAACUGGUUUCUCAUAUUCAUAUAGUUAUGGCAAAUAGCCUUCCUAAAUGAUGGUACAUUAAGCUCUUUUUACGAAUAAUAAAACCAGGCUUUCCGCAAAGGAAACACUCAUAAGAACUCUUGUGCAGACUUGUGCUUUAGAAGCUGAUUUUUUUUAUAGUUUUGUACUCGUUUUGUUCUUUAAAACAAAGGUGUAAGAUUUAACAGGUGAUCAUAAAUUGUUUUAACAAUUCAUGAUCAGUAUUCGUUAUUUCUUACUCUACUUGCAGUAACCCUUAGUUUAACCAUCAGUAAAUCGACAAGUCAGUUGAAAUUUGAAAAAAAAAAAUAUUUUUUGACUUUUUUUGCUUUACUAACAUAAAAUGAACAGGUUUACUCUGGUUCAACAAAAUACUAUAUUUUGUGAAAUGUGAACUUAAAGUAUUUCUCUCGUUAUUUUGGAAUAUGCCUAGCAUACAUCUACAAACGAAACAGAAGUGUGCGUGAGUAGCUACAACAAUGACGCCAACGAUAAGGAUAUCAUAAAUGUCGAUUAUAUGGUAAUUGGAGGUACGUAAUAAAUUAUGUAACGUAAAAUGAGGGAACAGCAAUGACUUUUGUCUGUAGACAAUCACGGUGCUCUCCUAACAAUUAUACAUAAAAGCGAUUGACUGUACAAUACAAAAACGCAUAUUUCGAUUAAAUUUUAUCCUAAAUUAAAGUUCUUUUCCUUUGUUUCAAAUCAUUCAGAUUAUACAUUACCAGCCCCCCAAAACAAAAAAAAGUGAGAUUAAAAAAAAAUUCCGCAAUAUACGACAUAGAUGGAACUGAGCGCUCAUGUGCUUUAGGCUGUGGUCACAUUAUACUGAUAGCUUUUCGUGGUGCCGCGACUGAGAAGCUAUCCGGCAUAGUGUGUGAACACCUACAUGUAUCCAACAUGUGACUCUCCACUUAAGAGAUCUGCGAGGCACAGCCUCUCUUUGUCACAGAAAUCACGCCGCCACAACCAUUUUUUUUUUGUGUCAACAGAAUCCCUAUCCGAUAUGAUUUUCGUGGCGGCCCAAUAUCUAUCCGGUAUACUGUGAACAUAGCCUUAACUUUUAUCCAGUUCCCUGAUAACUCAAAAUUCCAGGCUGUUUUAUCUAUUGACGAAAUCGAAAUGAAUGAAUCUGAGAUGAUGCACUCUGAUUCCAUCACUUGUAUGUUUGUCUUUUAGACUUGGAUCCUUGUAUAGAUGUGACAUGUCAUUAUCACAGUCUGUGUAAGGCUUUUGGACCUAAUGAUGCACGCUGUGUGUGUGUUGACCGCUGCCCAACUUACAAAGAACCCGUAUGUUCAUCCAAUGGCACUACGUACGACAACAAAUGUCUGUUUGAACAGGAAGUUUGUCUCAAUCAACUAAACUUUACCGUGCAACAUCCUGGGAGCUGUGAAGGUCAGCAGUUUUGUUGCCUUUUUAGUGGUCAACGUGCACCUUUUCACUGAAUUCUGUUAAUCUUGUUGGACUGAUGGUAACUUUGUUUUACUUCACUUCCGUUUACUUUCCCAAUAUUUUGGGGGUAAAGCUGUUGCGUCAACAAGGGAUUUAAGUUUGUUACUAUAAGCUUAUAGCUCAUCUUUACAACUCCUUUUUAGGAUUUCCUCUUCAGCGUGGUCGCCUUCACAUGGCCCAUAUUCCAUCUCUGGGUUAUUCUCACUGUCAAGUAAUUAGUUUCGAACCUUUUGUGUUUUAUCCUGACAAAUCCAUUGAAGUGCAGAUAACUGUCAAUCAUAUGGAUACCACUGACAAAUCGUAUGUCCAUGACGCGGCAGUAUCGUGGAUUGAAAAUGUCAAUAACGGCGGAUUUACUGCCUGUGUGAUGGCAGCCGGAUAUAACGAACGAAAGUCAUAUGCUAACGUGACAGUUGAUUGGAUGGCGUAUCAAGGUGCUCCAAUGGGUGGCGUGACUGGUGAACUGCGCAUGUCACAGUGGUGGACAGGGACGACUUGUGCAACUGUCAAGUUUCCCACUGUGAGUUGCCCUGAUCUAUUUCUGAACGUUCUCUUUUUCAAAGCUUUAAUGGUUACAAACAUCAUUCACGACAGUUGAACUUUUGAAAGUAUUGUCAAAUUACAGUUCAGGGUGCUUUAUAGUUGUGAAAAAAUGCUAAACAAUAAAGUAGUUCAUGAAAUGAAAUAAAAUAUAAAGUGAUCGUUCUUUCACUAGUUAACCACAUUUACUUAUGUCAAUUCGAAGAAGUGAAACAUAACGUUCAAACUGCCGCGUUUAAUAACUUUGCUAAAUCUAUAAAGAUCACCAUUCUUUCUUUGAAUUGUUAAUAAAGUUAAUAAAUAAAGAAAUAAAAAAUAAAGAAAUAAAUAAGAACAGAUGAUAAUAAUUUUAAAUAGAGGCAUUUUAUAAGAAUGAAAAUUUUUCUGUGUUAUUUGCAGAG
Porites lobata is the source of this 6828-nucleotide messenger RNA. The record is from the annotation of a GenBank genome assembly. NCBI's taxonomy places the organism in Eukaryota, Metazoa, Cnidaria, Anthozoa, Scleractinia, Poritidae.